Parnassius mnemosyne (clouded apollo) is the source of this 1137-nucleotide messenger RNA. NCBI's taxonomy places the organism in Eukaryota, Metazoa, Arthropoda, Insecta, Lepidoptera, Papilionidae. The record is from the annotation of a GenBank genome assembly.
AUGAUUGUAAAAGUACACGAAGGUCACCUAGGCAUAGAGAGGUGUAAGAGGCGCGCGCGUGAUGUAAUGUUCUGGCCAGGGCUGUCAGCGGACGUGGAGCGCGCCGUGCGCCGCUGCGAGUCGUGUGCUCUGCAUGCACGGGCUCCCGCGCGGGAACCACUACUUCAACAUAUCGUACCCAAUGCACCUUGGCAAAAACUUGCCUCAGAUAUUUUUGAGUAUAAAAAGAAAUACUAUGUCAUAUUAGUAGACUAUUUUUCUAAUUAUGUUGAAGUUCAAGAAGUAAAUAGUAUAAACAGUAGAACAAUUAUUCACUUUAUGAAGGAACAAUUUUCGAGGCAUGGCAUCCCUAGCGAGCUUGUUACUGAUAAUGGGCCGGCGUAUAGUUCACAAGAAUUUAAAAAAUUUCUUAGGUUAUGGGAGGUUAAGCAUAUGACUUCAUCACCUCAUUACCCCCAGUCAAAUGGGAAAAGUGAGCGCACAGUGCAAACUAUAAAAAAUCUACUCAAAAAAUGCAUCGAUUCUGGGGAUGAUUUCUUUAUAAGUUUAUUGAACUAUAGGAGUACGCCUAGGUAUGGAAUGGAUUCUCCGGCACAAAUUCUGAUGGGAAGACGUUUGUGUACGAAGCUACCGAUUAGUGAUUUUCUAUUAAAGGAAACGAUUGAUAGAAAUAGAAAUUAUAAUAUGUUAAUGCAACAAAGAAAAUAUAAUAAAUUACAGUAUGAUAAGUCGGCCAAGCCGUUGCGGACUUUAUUACCAGGAAAUAAAGCAAUUUUAGUUGAUAACGGAAAUAGGAAACCCGUUUCUAUUAUUAGACCGUCGCAGGAACCACGUUCGUUCAUAGUACAGGAUUCGCGCGGACGCCGAUUGAGGCGCAAUCGCCGUCACUUGAUAGUACGAUAUGCAGACAGCGAUGAAACGCGUCCCGCCGCCUGCGCUCCGAGUGCAAGUAACGCUAAGUCAGCUGAGUUAACGGCCAAGGCUGUAGCUUCAAACCCAGAACAGUUUGACCCUUUGUAUUCGACAGAUAGUAAAACGGAUACGGAAGGUCAUAGCCCAUGCAUUAAUCCUCCAAUAACUAGGUCAAAAACACGACUUAUGGCUAAGAUGAAAUAUGCGAUGAAAGAAAAAAUAUAA